ACUGUCAAGUGUCAUUUCAUAAUAUCGAUUCAAAAAAAAUUCUAUAGUGAAAAAACUUGAAAAUUCUAAAGUAAAAAUGUAUAAGAAAAACUUAAAAACACAGGAAUAUACAGAGAAAAGGUUUGAUGAUAAAAAUAAACCUAGAGACGUAGAAAUCGUUUUAAGAAAGAUAAAUAGGAAUAAUAGAUUCGAGUCGACGAACCUACGAAUACCAAGAAUCUUACAUGACAGGGGUGAUGCUAAAAAUACAAAAGUCGAUGCUAAAUUCAAAUAUGAUUCUUCCAAAGUGAACAGAGCAACUGAAGCUAAUGCUAAAUGUAUUAAAACAGAAACAAUAUCAUAUAGAAAUAAUUCGUUUAGAAAAAUAAACGGAUCAAAUAAAAUUAUUCCUAACAAAGAUGUAUCCAACGAUAGUAAAUUAAAAUUAACAAAUAUAAAAACGGAAAACAAGGAAAAGGUGGUCGAAGACAAGAAAGUCUUGGAAAAGGAACCACAGAUUCAAAAAACAUUAGUAAAAAAUGAUCGAAUUGGAACGGAAAAAUCAAAGGUGAGUGAUGAAAAGAAGCCUAAAAUAAAGGAAAUUAUCACUAUACCAUAUUUACCUCUCGAUGAUUCGGUCACACAAAUAACUGAUGAAGAAAUAUCGGAACCGAUUAAACCGAUAAUAAAAGACACAACAAAAUCCACCCCUAAAACAUUAUCACCGAAAACUGUAACUUUUAAAGAUCAACGAUUAAAAUCAGCUAAAAAAACUGAGAAUAAAGAUAAUAAAAUGAAAAAUAUAUCUAAUAUAAAAAUGAAGAAUAAUAAAAGCAAAACACCAACGACUACGAAAGGUCUGCGUCGAAGGAAGAGAUUUUCUGCGUCACCUGCCAAAUGUGUCAUUAACGAAUUCCCGCCAACUGAAGUUGUCAAAUGGGAGCCAUCUUGUUUGACGAGUCAAACGCAACCGUAUUAUGAGGCCUGGGUCGACACUACUCUGACGGCGUUUUCUAAAUAUUCGGAACAUGAGAAAAGUAUUAUGGAGAAGGAUUUAUUGAAGGCGUUGCAACAUUUAAAAAGGCCUGUUUCUCCUGAACUUAUUUAUGAGAGGUUCAAAGAUGAGAGAUACACUGGUAGAAUUAGGAUAAGACGUAAAUGAUGUAUCGUCAAAUUUAUUGUGUAGUGUGAUUUAGUUUAAUGAAGUUUUUUUCUUUUUUUGAAUUAAAAAAUAAGUUUUUAAA
Messenger RNA from Papilio xuthus (Asian swallowtail), 1223 nucleotides. RefSeq lists its product as uncharacterized. The coding region runs from base 77 to 1141 and encodes 354 amino acids. The record is from RefSeq and is a predicted model, not a curated record. Lineage: Eukaryota; Metazoa; Arthropoda; Insecta; Lepidoptera; Papilionidae. The transcript has 2 exons.